This is a messenger RNA of Calidris pugnax (ruff), 3309 nucleotides long. RefSeq names its product retinoblastoma-like 2 (gene RBL2). Gene Ontology annotation, molecular function: RNA polymerase II transcription regulatory region sequence-specific DNA binding. The transcript is spliced from 21 exons. Bases 175 to 3204 code for a protein of 1009 amino acids. Gene Ontology annotation, biological process: regulation of transcription by RNA polymerase II; cell differentiation; negative regulation of G1/S transition of mitotic cell cycle. Gene Ontology annotation, cellular component: transcription regulator complex; nucleus; chromatin. NCBI's taxonomy places the organism in Eukaryota, Metazoa, Chordata, Aves, Charadriiformes, Scolopacidae. The record is from RefSeq and is a predicted model, not a curated record.
GCCUGAUGUUUUAAUUCACAGGGAAAUGACCUGCACUGGCUGGCCUGUGCCUUGUACGUGGCUUGCAGAAAAGCAAUUCCAACUGUGAGCAGAGGGACAGCCGAGGGAAAUUAUGUAUCUUUAACCAGAAUUUUGCGCUGUUCAGAACAAAGCUUGAUCGAGUUUUUUAACAAGAUGAAAAAAUGGGAAGACAUGGCCAAUCUACCCUCCCAAUUCAGAGAACGAACCGAGAGAUUAGAGAGGAAUUUUACAGUUUCUGCAGUAAUUUUUAAGAAGUACGAGCCCAUUUUUCAGGACAUUUUCAGAUACCCUCAAGAAGACCAACCUCGUCAACAGAGAGGCAGAAAACAGAGGCGCCAGCCGUGCACUGUGACUGAAGUUUUCCAGUUUUGUUGGGUGCUGUUUGUUCAUGCAAAAGGUAACUUUCCUAUGAUCAGUGAUGACCUGGUCAAUUCCUACCACCUCCUGUUGUGCGCUUUGGAUUUAGUGUACGGGAACGCUCUCCAGUGUCCCAACCGCAAAGAGCUUCUGAAUCCUCAUUUUAAAGGUCUACCUGAAGACUUUCACAGUAAGGAUUAUAAAGUAUCAUCAGAUCCUCCCUGCAUCAUUGAAAAACUGUGUUCAUUGCAUUAUGGAUUAGUUUUAGAAGCAAAAGGCAUAAAGGAACAUUUUUGGAAGCCAUAUAUUCGGAAGCUUUUUGACAAAAAGCUUCUGAAAGGAAAAGAUGAAAACCUGACCGGAUUUCUAGAUCCUGGGAACUUCGGCGACAGCUUCAAAGCCAUCAACAAGGCCUACGAGGAGUAUGUUCUGUCGGUAGGAAACCUCGACGAGAGAAUAUUUCUCGGGGAGGAUGCGGAUGAAGAAAUUGGAACUCUCACAAGGUGCUUAAAUACAACUUCAGGAAUGGAAACGGCUGAAAGAGUCCAAGUGAAGCACAAUUUGCAGCAGCACUUUGACAGGUCCAAAUCCCUCAGGGUUACAACCCCACUUACCGGUCGCAAGUACAUUAAAGAGAGCAACCCCUACGUGACACCGGUUUCCAUAGCAACCUACAGUCUGAGCCGCCUUCACACCAUGCUGGCGGGGCUCAAAAAUGCCCCCAGCGAAAACCUGGAGCAGAUACUCAGGUCAUGUUCCAGAGAUCCUUCUCAGUCCAUUGCAAACAGAGUAAAAGAAAUGUAUGAAGUUUUCUGCCAGAGCGCGUCGGCUGAGGGGGAGUUCAGUACCUUUUCCAAAGAUGUUGCCAGCAAGCACUUCCGUCGCGCCGAGGUGCUGUACUACAAGGUCCUGGAGGCAGUCAUCGAGCAAGAGAGGCGGCGGCUGGGAGACGCGGACUUGUCUGCCAUCCUGGAGCAGGACGUGUUUCACAGAUCCCUGCUGGCCUGUUGCCUGGAGAUAAUUACCUUUACCUAUCAGCCGCCUGGAAACUUCCCAUUCAUCACUGAACUAUUUGACAUUCCAGUUUAUCAUUUUUAUAAGGUAAUUGAGGUUUUCAUCAGAGCGGAGGAUGGUCUCUGUCGGGAGGUGGUAAAACACCUCAACCACAUUGAAGAGCAGAUCCUGGAAAGCAUGGCUUGGAAACAGGAAUCCAUCCUGUGGGACAGGAUCAGAGACAACGAAAACAAAGUUCCCACUUGUGAAGAGGUGAUGCCGCCGCAGUACUUCGAGAGGUCUGCUGGGAACAGCGUUGUAGGGUCACCCCUGACGCCCAGACGAAUCAACGAGGUUCGCGCUGAAAGCGGAGGACUGGGGAAAGGCCUUUCAUCCUCCCCCACCACCCUGUACGACAGAUACAGUUCUCCUACAGCCAACCCCACCAGGAGGAGACUGUUUGUUGACAACGACAACGGCUCUGACAGCGGGACCCCAGUCCGAGUGUCCCAGCAGCCCGUGGUCAACACGGUGCCGGUGCAGAACGUCAGCCCCGACGCCAUGUCCGUCACCCCAGUGCCCGGCCAGACGCUGGUCACGGUGGCAACGGCCACUGUGACAGCCAAUAACGGGCAGACUGUCACCAUACCCGUGCAAGGCAUCGCCAACGAAAACGGAGGAAUCACUUUCUUCCCGGUGCAGGUGAACGUGGGGGCACAGGCUCAGGCCGUGCCUGGCCCCAUGCAGCCCCUCAGCGCCCAGGCCCUGGCGGGUCCCCUGACCCCCCAGCUGAGCGGGGCGGCGCUGCAGCUCCCGGGGCAGGUGACGGUGCAGCAGGUCUCUCCCGGGGAGCAGCGACGCACCCAGCCCCUCGCCGCGGCCGUCAGGCCCCGCAGGAUGGGCUCGCUUUCACUCUUCUUCAGAAAGGUGUACCAUCUGGCCAGUGUCCGUCUGCGAGACCUCUGUGUCAAACUCGACAUCCCUGACGAGCUGCGGAAAAAGAUCUGGACGUGUUUUGAGUAUUCCUUGGUGCACUGCCCUGAACUCAUGAUGGACAGACACCUGGAUCAGCUGCUGAUGUGUGCCAUCUACGUCAUGGCUAAGGUUACUAAGGAAGACAGAUCAUUUCAGAACAUCAUGCGCUGCUACCGCACACAGCCGCAAGCCAAGAGUCACGUCUAUCGCAGUGUCCUCAUCAAAGGCCGGUGCCGGCGCCGCUCAGGCAGCAGUGACAGCAGCAGCCACCAGAGCUCACCCACCGACAGAAGCAAAGAGAGAAACAAAGAGAGAAGCAGCAGGGACUCCAGCCCGGUGAUGCGCUCCAGCAGCACCCUGCCCGUCCCGCACCCCGGCAGCGCCCCCCCCACCCCCACCCGCCUGACGGGCGCCAACAGCGACACCGAGGAGGAGGAGCGAGGGGACCUCAUCCAGUUCUACAACAACAUCUACAUCGAGCAGAUCAAAGAGUUCGCCCUCAAGUACACCUCAAACGCACAGAUGGAUUCCCCUCCGCUCUCUCCCUACCCCUUUGUACGGAUCGGCUCCCCCCGCAGAGUCCAGCUCUCCCAGAACCACCCUGUCUACAUCUCACCACACAAAAACGAGGCUACUCUCUCCCCUCGAGAGAAAAUAUUCUAUUAUUUCAGCAGCAGCCCGUCUAAGAGGCUAAAGGAAAUUAACAGCAUGGUUAGAACUGGAGAAACUCCAACGAAGAAGCGAGGCAUUCUCCUGGAAGAUGGUACUGAAGCCCCAGCGAAGCGGAUCUGUCAGGAGAACCACACUGCUCUGCUGAGGCGACUGCAGGACGUAGCAAACGACAGAGGGUCUCACUGAGUCCAUCCCUCCCUCGCUGCUGCUCCUCCCAUGGGGGUCACCAGCCUCUGCCAGUGUCCUCAGCCGGGCUGCCCCGGCCCCAAGGCGUCUCCUGCCGGACUGUGC